AUGUAUCCCGCUGCAUCGGAUCUUCCUUAUGUCCUAUCGGAACGUGAGGAAAUCAACUCGAUCUUGUAUAAACCGAUCAAUUCGACGCAGCGAAUAAAGUACACAUGUUUCAACGCUUCAGCAAGCUAUAUUAUAUUGGGCUCAACCAGCGGCAGCAUUUACUUGUUCUCCAGAGAGCCAUGUUCAUUUCUUCAAAUAAUACCCUUAUCGGAGGGUGUGGUCUCGCGUGUGGCGAUAUCACCUGAUGAGAAGACUGUAGCCUUAGCAACGACUCGCGGUACCGUUUGUCUAGUCUCACUGAAAUCCACUCCGCAAUUGAUGUCGGUAUCCAUGGAACACAUGUAUGAACAAGUCACUUGUAUCUGCUGGAAUAAUAGCAGUACCGAGAUAUACGUAGGAGAUGCGAUAGGCAGAGUUUCCGUCAUGGUACUGUCCAUAUUCACAGUCAAUGGAAUAUUUCAAACUCCAGCCUGCAUUCUGAUGAAUCUGGAUUCCAGCAUUGUGCAAUUAAAUUUUUUCUCGCCUCUGUUACUAGUCUCCACGUUAGCACGUUGCUACGUCUGCGAUACGAUGCGAGAGCAAUACAAACAGAUAGGCAAUAAACCGCGGAACGGAGAGUUUGGUGCGUGUUUCUAUACGCACGAGGAUACUACUUUAAAUACUCAGAAAGAGGAGAGGAACAUCAAUAACACACGGGGAGCGUUUAAUUUGAUCUCCGACAGUGAUAGCAACAUCUUGGGCGAGAAUCAUUCGAAGAUCUUUUGCGCUCGGCCCGGUUCGAGAUUAUGGGAAGUAUCGGCCGACGGGAUCGUUGUGAAGACGCAUCAGUUCAAAGAGGCUUUGGCCGUUUCUCCGGUAGCAAUAUUUCGGUCAGAUAGUACCUUAGAAUCUAGUCAGAGGGAAGAGACGGAGCGCGAGUGGCCGCCGCAGUCUGUCAACUUCUCGCACUUGUUCGUACUCGCACGCAAGUAUUUAUUUUCCUACACUACUAGCGGCCUGUACAUUAUCGAUCCCACGAGCGCGAGCAUGCUGCUGUGGAGCAACGAGUACACGAACAUCAGCAUGACGGCGAUCGUGGAUGAUCGGAUCUACCUGAUGACCUGUGAUAGCGAAUUUCAUUGCGUGACAUUAUCGCCACUCGAUAGCCUGAUCCUAUGGCUGUAUUACAGCGAGCAAUAUAGAGAGUGUCUGAACGCGUGUUUUGUAUAUAAGUCACAAUUAUUGAAAGCCAUCGGCACUAAAGAGAUCAUUGAGUUGUUUAAGGUAGAAAAUCUGUCGCUGGAUGAAAGAGUGUCGGUGUUGCUGCGACCCUUAAUAACGCUUUUGCAAGUCAGCGACAAUAACAAGCCGGCUAAAUUGGAUUCCGGAAUUGUAGUUGUGCAUUCUGAAGACGAUAGAUUCGCGGAUAGAAAGGCUUACGAUUGCGAAACGAUGUCCUUGUUGCAAUCUUCUGAGAUCUCCAGCGAUGACUCGUCCGAAAUACAAAUAGGAUCUGGAAAAGAACGGGAAGAAAAUCUCGCACAAGAAAAUACUUUCGAAAUAACUUCGAAAGACAGAGUUGAUUCGAGGUACGAUAGCAAAGCAUUAGCCAUCAAAGACGACGAUCAGAAAGCAGACUUGCAAGAAAACAUUACACACAGAGUGCAGUCCGACUUACAGUCGGUCUACGAUCUGGCAAAUAGCAUCAAAUCUAGCAUGUCAGAAAAGGAACUUGAGGAGAUUAUUUUAGAGACGGAUAAAAGAAUGAGAACUGUCAAAGAUUCCUAUCGAGACUCGUCUGGGCUUCAGAAUUUCAUUUAUGAGGUCACCCGCGCUGCGGAAUUGCAUUAUUAUAAUACGUUGCUGGAAAACAUUUCCGUGCAGUUAAUAAAUUCCAUCGACAACGAUUAUGUUAUGCGUCAUCUCGCAAGAGCCUUUAUCGAGAUUAACGCGCCAGCUUACGCUAGAUGUAACUGCGGUUAUCCCUACCCGAUCGAUAAGACUGUAGAGCCCAAAUUUUUGGCGGUGGGCGAGUCCUUGAUCAAGAGAUACGCGAACAAUUUGCCACAAGAGUGUAACAAUAUUUGCGACAAGGUACCUUUUAUGUGGCGCGAGUAUCUGAACAUUCGCAUCGAACGAUGUAACGCGCUGGAUGAUUUGCUGAGACAGUGCCUUCAAACUAGAGACAAUGUUGUAUUGUCGUUUCUUCUGCCAGCAUUAAAUGAGCAACAAUGGAAUUGCGUGAUUACAUGUCUGAGCGAGAUCGAGAAUGGCACUUGCCUGUUUUGCGCGAUGCCUUUGAAGAAACCCGAAUACGACAUGCUGAUAGAUUGGAGUGGAAUUACCAGAGAGAUUAUGCAGAAAAAGGGACCAGAUGAGGCUAUGGCGUUUUUAAUUAAGUUGGAGAACAUGAUACCGAAUGUUAAUUUGGACAGAAGUAUAUUCCAGUCGAUCAUAUUUACAAAAAUGCUAUAUCGUCAAGGCGUGAAGAAGUCGAUUAAUUUUAGUAAAACUAAUCAAUUAUCAUCGGAAUUUGGUACAAUAUGCUCACCACAGAUACGCGAUCAACUGGCAAAGGCUCUUGAAAAAGACUUAAGGCGACCGAUAGAUAGAAAUGUGUUCGGUACAGGUGCUCAUCAUUGGGGUAUGCGUCAUCAGCUUAAAUCGUUAACGUGUCCAGGCUGCACGUUGUCUUUACAAACGCCAAUUCUAUUAGGUGACAGCGGAAUCGCGGUCUUCCGUUGCGGUCACGCCUAUCAUGUAAAUUGUAUGAUAGAAAGAAAACUUACUAGAUGCAAUCUUCAUCAAUAACUACUGUAAAUACGAGUUAAAUAGAGAAGUCACACGCAUCGUGUACAUUUCCUCUUAAAAUAAAGCUCUCUUCGGACGUA
This is a messenger RNA of Pogonomyrmex barbatus (red harvester ant), 2870 nucleotides long. RefSeq names its product WD40 repeat domain-containing protein pink (gene pink). Gene Ontology annotation, cellular component: cytoplasm. Gene Ontology annotation, biological process: developmental pigmentation. Gene Ontology annotation, molecular function: protein binding. NCBI's taxonomy places the organism in Eukaryota, Metazoa, Arthropoda, Insecta, Hymenoptera, Formicidae. The record is from RefSeq and is a predicted model, not a curated record.